Racocetra fulgida is the source of this 417-nucleotide messenger RNA. The record is from the annotation of a GenBank genome assembly. Lineage: Eukaryota; Fungi; Glomeromycota; Glomeromycetes; Diversisporales; Gigasporaceae.
AAAUCUUUUGGAAAGUCAAAAGAAAGCUUUGGAUUAUUAAUAACACAAUUACGGAAGUAUAAAAUGCAAGAACAUUCUGAUGGAACACCAAAUGCAUAUGCAAUGCCUUAUACAUCUAAUCAAAAUACUCCAUUAAAUACCAAUGAUAUCUAUACAUUAGUUAAUUCUAUGCUUUAUAAUUAUGAAAAUGAUGAUUCUUCAGAUGAUUCUCAAGACGAUGUUGAUCAACUCUUAGUUUUAAAUUCGAUUAAUACUGCAAUAAAUGAUUUAGAGUUGGAAAUUAAAACAUUUGUUGAUUUUAAUUUGCAAAUAUUUGAACUAUUUAAUAACAAUAAGGACGAUUUGACUGAAGAUACAAGUUUUAAAAGUAAUUAUAUAGAAAAUUUUGAAAAUUAUGACCCAGAAACUAUUAUUUAA